This is a messenger RNA of Thunnus maccoyii (southern bluefin tuna), 448 nucleotides long. It is a transcript of the gene uqcrq, whose product is annotated as cytochrome b-c1 complex subunit 8. The transcript is spliced from 3 exons. Lineage: Eukaryota; Metazoa; Chordata; Actinopteri; Scombriformes; Scombridae. Bases 108 to 356 code for a protein of 82 amino acids. The record is from RefSeq and is a predicted model, not a curated record. Gene Ontology annotation, biological process: mitochondrial electron transport, ubiquinol to cytochrome c.
AACAGAGUAGGGCGGGUCAUGACCUCACCAUCCUAGAAAAAAGAUACCGCACACCGGAAGCCAUUAGGAAACUGUUGAGAAGCAGUACGAUCAGCUCUCUGGUGAACAUGGGCUUCCACUUUGGAAACUUGGCCAAGGUCAGGCAUGUGAUCACAUACAGUAUAUCCCCCUUUGAGCAGAGGGCUUUCCCCAGCUACUUCUCCAAGGGAAUCCCCAACGCAUGGAGAAGGAUCACAGCUUCUUUCUUCAAAGUUGCCCCCCCAAUGACUCUCAUGUAUUUGACAUACAGCUGGGGCAACAACACCUACAUGCAGGGCAAGAGGAAGAAUCCUUCUGACUAUGAGGGCGAUGAAUAAACUCCUGCCAGCUUUCUGAAAGCUUCCCUCUGUUGUUAAUUCCAGCUCUAUAUGUUUCACCAAUAAAGAUGUAAAAUAUUUAUGUGAAAUCA